UCACCUUUCCGGCCAUUCCUGCGCUGGGUGCACGUCUCAAGAUGGCGGCCUGCGCGGUAAACACUCUGCUCAGGCGGCUUCCUGUCCUUUCGCCCUUCGGAAGUGCCUACGGAGUUCAGGUUCCCCUUCGGAGUCUCUGCACUGAAGCCCCAGCUGAGAAAGAUUCUUUGCCCCCAGUUCCCAUUUCCCCUUAUGCAGAUGAACCCUGGAAAUACCUGGAAUCAGAAGAAUACCGGAGCCGCUAUGGUUCCCGCCCUGUCUGGGCCGACUACCGCCGCAACCACAAGGGCGGCAUACAGCCACAGCGCACUCGAAAGAUGUGUAUUCGUGGGAAUAAAGUUGCUGGGAAUCCCUGCCCCAUCUGCCGGGAUCAUAAAUUGCAUGUUGACUUUAGGGUAAAUGAGGACCAAGUUACCAUUUUUCUCCCCACAGGGGUCUGUAUGAAGCAGCACAAGAAGUUGACCCAGGCCAUCCAGAAAGCCAGGGAUCACGGUCUCCUUAGUUACCACAUUCCCCAGGUCGAACCCCGGGACCUUGACUUCAGCACCUCUCAUGGAGCUGUGAGUGCUACUCCGCCAGCCCCCACCCUGGUUUCUGGCAACCCCUGGUACCCAUGGUACAGCUGGAAACAGCCACCGGAGAGAGAACUGUCCCGCCUUCGCCGGCUCUAUCAGGGUCAUCUCCUAGAAGAGAGUGGCCCCCCACCUGAGUCAAUGCCUGAGGUUCCUCCCACAACAGCAGCUGAAGCCUCCACUGAGCAGACGGGUGGCCGGAGUGCUCCAUAGGAGCCAUAGCCUGGGAAGGGAGCCUGAUUAGGAAGCAGUGCCUAGGGUUGCAUGAUGGGACCUUACCCUGAGGAGUUUUGUCUUUGGCAGAUGCAGGAAGGAAAUGAAUGUUGUUGCAGGGGAUGAAUCGGAGGCUGAGGGAAGGAAGCACAGAUGUGUAUGGGAAACCCCAACCCCUGUGUAUUGUAAAUAGGGCUAAAUGUUGUGUUGCUUUCAGACUUCUGCCAACUCAGCUUUUCCACAAUAAAGCUGUAUCUCCUGUC
Messenger RNA from Propithecus coquereli (Coquerel's sifaka), 1048 nucleotides. RefSeq names its product mitochondrial ribosomal protein S18B (gene MRPS18B). Bases 42 to 785 code for a protein of 247 amino acids. The record is from RefSeq and is a predicted model, not a curated record. Gene Ontology annotation, cellular component: ribosome; mitochondrion. Gene Ontology annotation, molecular function: structural constituent of ribosome. Gene Ontology annotation, biological process: mitochondrial translation. NCBI's taxonomy places the organism in Eukaryota, Metazoa, Chordata, Mammalia, Primates, Indriidae. The transcript is spliced from 6 exons.